UCCCCUUUUCUUUCCUCUGGGCACUGGUAGCCUUGGUGUCUUCCUUGUGACCUUUGACACCAAGCCUUCCCCCAAGGUCAGUGGGGCUCCUGCAUCCCCCACUGAACCAUCCUUCCUAGACUCCUCUUUCUCUCUUCUGCCGCCUCCUGGACGACCCUCAGUUCCAAGGACACCCCGUGGAUCGUUGAAGAUGGCUGUUCCUCCCUGCUGCGCUCCUCUAGCCCCACCCCUCUGUGGUCCCCAGUCCCCUCCGUUCCUCAGGUUUCCCCUCACCCUUUUCUCUGUCCUCACAUCAGGAAUCGUCCCUGGGGAGCCAGUCACCCCUCGCUGGGUCCUGGAUGGACAACCCUGGCGCCCAGUCACCCUGGAGGAGCCGGUCUUGAAGCUAGACAAGGGGCUCAUAGCCUUGGACGCUGAAGGCCAGGAGCUCCUGCUGGAGCUGGAGAAGAACCACAGGCUGCUGGCUGCAGGAUACACAGAAACCCAUUAUAGGCCAGACGGGCAGCCAGUGGUGCUGGUCCCCAACCACACGGAUCAUUGUCACUACCAUGGGCGUGUAAGGGGCUUCCCUGACUCCUGGGUAGUCCUCAGCAUCUGCUCUGGGAUGAGGGGCCUGAUCACUCUCAGCAGCAAUGCCAGCUAUUAUGUGUACCCUUGGCCAGCUGGGGGUGCGGAGGACGCCUCAACCCACAGGAUCUUCUGGACAGAGCAGCUGCUUAGCUGGAAAGGGGCCUGUGGCCACGGGGAUCCAAUCAACCUUUCUCAUGCCACCCGGAUCAGGGCCAGGCGGCAGGCCCGCAGAAGCCUGAGGUACCUGGAGCUGUACGUCGUGGCUGACCACACCCUGGUGAGAGGAGGCUCUAGGGGGCUGUCAGGACUGAGCGUGGCCAGCUCAGCUGGUCACACCACCAUAUCGCUGCCUUUCCAGUUCUUGACCCAGCACCAGGACCUGAACCACACCAAACAGCGUCUUUUGGAGAUCGCCAACUACGUGGACCAGAUUCUCAGGACUCUGGACAUUCGGGUAGUGCUGACCGGCCUGGAAGUGUGGACUGAGCAGGACCAGAGUCGGGUCAUGCCCGACGCAAACGCCACACUCUGGGCUUUUCUGCAGUGGCGCCGGGGGCUGUGGAUGCAGCGGCCCCACGACUCCACGCAGCUGCUCACGGGCCGCGCUUUCCGGGGGAACACCGUGGGCCUGGCGCCCCUCGAAGGCAUGUGCCUUGCAGAGAGCUCUGGAGGCGUGAGCAGGGUGAGCUGUGCCCGGGACUGGACGGGAGGAGAGGUGCGGAGGCGGUCUUCUCAGCCAGCAGUGACCGUCCCCACGCCCUCCCAGGACCACUCGGAGCUCCCCAUCGGCGCUGCAGCUACCAUGGCCCACGAGAUCGGCCACAGCCUUGGCCUCAGCCACGACCCCGAAGGCUGCUGCGUGGAGGCGGCCGCUGAGCCCGGUGGCUGCGUCAUGGCAGCGGCCGCUGGGCACCCGUUCCCGCGCCUGUUCAGCGCUUGCAGCCGCCGCCAGCUGCGCGCUUUCUUCCGCAAGGGAGGCGGAGCCUGCCUCUCCAACGCGCCGGGCUCCGGGCUCCCGGUGCCGCGGGCGCGCUGCGGGAACGGUUUCGUGGAGGAGGGCGAGGAGUGCGACUGCGGCGCGGGCCAGGAGUGCCCCGACCCCUGCUGCUUCGCCCACAACUGCUCGCUGCGUGAGGGCGCCCAGUGCUCCCACGGGGACUGCUGCUCGAGCUGCCUGCUGAAGCCGGCGGGCGCGCCGUGCCGUCGGGCUGCGGGGGACUGCGACCUCCCUGAGUUUUGCACGGGCGCCUCUCCCUACUGUCCCCCAGACGUUUACCUCCUGGACGGCUCGUCCUGCGCCAGCGGCCGCGGCUCCUGCCGGGACGGCGCGUGUCCCACGCUCGAGCAGCAGUGCCAGCAGCUCUGGGGGCCCGGCUCCCGCCCAGCACCAGAGGCCUGUUUCCACGGGCUGAACUCGGCAGAAGACGCCGGUGGCAACUGCGGCCCGGACGAAGAGGGCGGCUCUGCGCCUUGUGCGAAGAGGGAUGCGCAGUGUGGAAAGCUGCUGUGCCAGGGCGGGGAGCAGAGCCCACGGGCAGCACACGCGAUGCCGGUGGACUCCACCAUCCGCUUAGGCAGCCUCGAGGUGACCUGCAGGGGGGUCUUCCUGCGCCCUGGUGCCCAGCUGGACCUGCCGGACUUGGGCCUGGUAGAGCCUGGUACCCAGUGUGGACCUACAAUGGUGUGCCAGGACAGGCGCUGCCAGAACACGACAUUUCAGGAGUUGCAGCGCUGCCUGACCGCCUGCCAUGGCCAUGGGGUUUGCAACAGUAACCGUAACUGCCACUGCGAUCCGGGUUGGGCCCCGCCCUCCUGCGACAAGCCGGGCCUGGGUGGGAGCACAGACAGCGGGCCCCUGCGGCCUGAAAACCCCUAUGCAUUCCUGCUGGCAGUGAUCCUGAGCUUUCUGCUGCCUCUGCUUCCUGGGGCCGGCCUGGCCUGGUGCUGCUUCCGGCGGCAGCGGGGAUCCCAGCUCCAGCAAUGCCUCUGCGGCUCAAGGAGCAACAGUGGGCCCAAAGAUGACCUGCGCAGGCACCGCCCUCUGGGCAGUGUUCACCCCCUGGAAUUGGGCCCCAUGACCACUGGAGAGCCCCGACCCCUUGACACUGAGAUCUCUGCCAGAGCUCAACAGCCACCUUGAGAAACCUGUGCCCUGUGGCCCUAUCGGCACCCCAAGGUAGGUGGGGACCCUGAUGUGGGACCUCCACCACCCACUGCCACUCAGUUGCUCCUCAGCUCACUGUCCCCUACCCUGGGGUUCUGAGAAACGACCACACGGAGAAGCUGUUGUCAUGGAGGCCUCUGGAGCAGGGGAGAGAGAAGUUGUGGCUCUUCCUGGGUCAUCUGUCCUCACUGAGGUAGCACAGGGUGUCCCCGUCACAUGACCUGCAGCCUCAGGUCUCAGUCCUCAGGGGAAGAUCCUGCCCCCACUUAAUUUAUAGCAGGUCAAGUCCAGAAGCCAAGCUACUCUCUCUGGUGAGAGGUGAACACUGAGAGCCACUCCAGGCGCUUGGGCCACCAGGGGCAGAGCCAGCAAGUCGACUGACCUCCCUGCACCUUCAGGCAGCUUUGCAAGUUUCUUCCCUGAGUUACCUCCACCCUACCCACUCCAGGACCCCACUCUGGAGCCUCAUCAGAAUUUGCCCAACGCUGUCCCUGUUGGUUUGGGCCAGGGAUCAUGCAAGUCCAAGAAUCCAUCUCUCACGUAAAACUUCCAAGUCUGAGAGGCCAAAGAAAGCAGCUGGCAACUCCAUCAUAACCAGUUUAUUAAGGGAACUUAU
Molecule: messenger RNA, 3350 nt
Organism: Artibeus jamaicensis (Jamaican fruit-eating bat)
Lineage: Eukaryota; Metazoa; Chordata; Mammalia; Chiroptera; Phyllostomidae
Gene: ADAM33
Product: ADAM metallopeptidase domain 33
Exons: 18
Coding region: 191-2710 (839 amino acids)
Biological process (GO): proteolysis
Molecular function (GO): metalloendopeptidase activity
Source: RefSeq, a predicted model, not a curated record